AUGACCACCUUGGCUGAACUCAUCCAGAAGCUGCGCAUUAUUUUUGCUGAAGAUGAAGUCAAUGUGGAUUACGUGAUGAAAGUCAUGGAGAGCUACAAAAGCAACCCGGCUGAGUGGAGAAAAUUCGCUAUUUUUGAUGAACACAAGUGAGUUGAACAAAACGUUUUUUAUUUUAUCUGAUUUUUCAAGUUUUUUAUGAACUUCCUCUCAAAUUCAAAUUGUCAAGUUUGAUUAAUUUUUUUUCAGAUAUACUCGUAAUCUGGUAGAUAUCGGAAAUGGAAAGUACAACCUGAUGAUUCUUUGCUGGGGCCCAGGUAUGGGCAGUAGGUAAGCCUAUUAUUGGGUAAAAUGACAUUUAGAGGCUUUUUUUAGUAUUCACGAUCAUCAAGAUGCUCACUGCUUCGUGAAAAUUCUGCAAGGAUCUCUUUUGGAGACAAAGUACGAUUGGCCGGAGACAGAAGGGGAACCACUUCACACAGUCGCGAAAAGCACGUACGACACUAACGGCGUCUCUUACAUGAGUGGUGAGUGUUGGAGAAGUUUGAUCAAUAGGUCAUUGAUAGAAAAAAUGAGAUUUCUUAGUCUAAAAAUUGAAUAAAUGUUUGAUAGGAGAGCUGCUACAGUAUGGAACAACUUUUUAGAAAAUCAAAAAAAAACUACGUCUGUCGUGUUUUAUAAGAUCACAACUGAAUAAAAAUUGAGCUCUUUUGAAAGUUAUUCAUGACGAAACAAAAUUCUCAACUUUAUAAGUCGUUUUGAACGGCCGUAAAAAUAUUGAAAAACUUUUUAACAAACUUUCGUAAAUCAUUUUAUCGAUGAACCAGUCUUUUCAAUUUUUCAUUUUUUUUGUCUAAUUUUUUUAAAAAUUUCACUAGAAAAAAAAACUAGCGAAAAACCACUUCCAAGAUUCAGUGACAGACACGGCAUCACAUUUCCUUGUUUGAACUAGAACCACUAAAACAAUUGAUAGUUGAUAACGUGAUCAGAACGAUGAGCGAAGAUUCGCGCCUCUACCGUAACCGCAACGCGGAAAACACGCGUUUUGUCGACGAAAUAGUUGUUUUGUGUAUUUCAACGACGUGCCUAGAGUCUUUCGUGGAAAUCGGCAGCAAAGAAACUGAUAAAAAGUCAUGCAGCUCGCAAACUUCAGAGAAAACAUAGAACUUCAGGUCAUUGUGAUAAGACUGAGCAAAAAAUGAUAAGGAAAGAUAAGGAGAUGGCAAAAAUGAAUAUUUUUCAGACGAGCUCGGCUUGCACCGUAUGGAAAACCCAAGUCAUUCUGACGGAGCCGUCAGUCUUCAUCUUUACAUCCCUCCUUACGAUACUUGCAACGCAUUCGAUGAGGUGAGAGAAAGAUUCGGAACAAAUCCUACUGAGUAAAAAACCAGAAAGAAAUAAAAAAAAUUCGAAAUUGAUCUCGAAAUAGGCAUGAAGCCAUUGUAGAAGUCUAAUAACUGAAAAAUUAUUCAGUUUGAUUGUUACUAUCAGGAUUGCUACAUCUAAAUGUCCGAAGAUUAACAAAAAAUUUUCAGAGAACUGGUCACAAAACCAAAUGCCAAGUGACUUUUUUCUCAAAAUAUGGACAGAAAGUCGACUACCGCGGCUCAAAAACUGGCAAAGUUGAAAUCCCAGAAAUCUUAGAAGUGCCCAAUCCCAUCGUGGAAACUUGUCAUUAG
Caenorhabditis auriculariae is the source of this 1676-nucleotide messenger RNA. The record is from the annotation of a GenBank genome assembly. Lineage: Eukaryota; Metazoa; Nematoda; Chromadorea; Rhabditida; Rhabditidae.